Ostrinia furnacalis (Asian corn borer) is the source of this 4233-nucleotide messenger RNA. RefSeq lists its product as uncharacterized. The record is from RefSeq and is a predicted model, not a curated record. Lineage: Eukaryota; Metazoa; Arthropoda; Insecta; Lepidoptera; Crambidae. Gene Ontology annotation, cellular component: membrane. The transcript has 11 exons. Bases 49 to 2937 code for a protein of 962 amino acids.
UGUCCCGUCGCGAGACACGGGACUACGGAUUGCUCCCACCAAAACACGAUGGACUUCGACGCGAUCCUAGAAGACGUGGGGGAGUUCGGCAACUACCAGAAGCUGGUGAUCUACUUGGUGCUGUUGCCGGCGGUUCUGCCGUGCGGUUUCCAUGCGUACGCACAGCUGUUCAUGGCCGCUGACGUUGGCCACUGGUGCCGGGUGCCGGAGCUCGACCAUGUAGCUGAUAUGGAGGUCGUUAAGAACCUCAGCAUACCAUUUGAGCUCAAAAGCGGUAUCCUCCAAUACUCCCAGUGCACUAUGUACAACCACAACUAUACCGACAUUUUGAAGAACUACCAAAGCCUGGAAGAAGCCAUAUCUAAGGAGACUCCCGCCGACAUCGUGCCUUGCAGGAGCGGAUGGACUUACGAUCGGAAUAUUUACAGGAACACAGUAGUUUCUGAGAAUGGUAAAUACACGGAGCGCAACUCGAAGGGAGCAGCAGGAGAUUCAGAUUCAGCCAUCCGACGACUCCGAGCAGCUAGGAAAAAACGGCUAGAAUUUGAAACUGCGAAACAAAAGGCCAAAAUCGCUAUGGAUUUACUUGACAAGCAGUUGGAGGUGGAUAUCGCGGAACUUGAGGAUGAAUAUCCCGCAAAUAUCCAGCUUCACGAGAAUGGCGAUAGUGUGACGCAAUGGCUUGAGCAGCAAGAAAAUGAGCAACUUGUCCACGAUAAUGGACCCCAACCGGGCAAGUUGUGCUCUUCGGUACCACAUCAAGAGUCAGCGUCUAUGGAAAAUGCUGGCACGGUACACAUGUUGGCCGCUGCACUUAGAGACAUUGCGGCUACCUCUGCUGCAAACACCAACAAUGGUAACCUCUUAAGCCGUAUAUGCACACCACGAGAUCUCCCAGAGUUUUACGGAGACCCGAUGGAAUGGCUACCAUUCAAAGGAGCAUAUUACGAGUCAACUGAAGUAUGUAACUUCACACCCAAAGAGAACUUAUGGCGACUUAGAAAAUGCCUGCGUGGAGCCGCUAAGGAAGCAGUCUCGGCUCUAUUGAUCAGCGCAUCGUCGCCAGAAACUAUUAUGUCUACUCUUGAGCUGAGGUUCGGUAAUCCAGAUCUGAUAAUCUCAAGGGUACUACUGUUGGACAUAAAGAAAUUACCACCCUUGCCGAGCGAUUACCAGAGAGACAUAGUGCCAUUUGCUGUGAAGGUACAAAAUCUGAUAGAGGCCAUUCGAGCAUUGAAGCGAGAGGAAUAUCUACAAGUUUUCAACCGCCGCGACGACUCUACUGUUCAGCCAAGGCAACAGAACGCUUCUACGGAGACAGUCACGAACAUAAACUCGACUGAUCGGCGAGUGUUUUUGAAAGUCGUACCUGUACGCAUACACGGGCCGAAUGGAAUCAUCAGUACGAGUGCUCUCCUUGACGACGGGUCGACGGUGUCUUUAAUAAGCGCUACGUUGGCGGAGCGCGCCGGGCUGUGCGGCCGUCAGGAGAAAAUGCGGGUGUGCGGCGCGUGGACCAACAAUGAACUAGUUCUGGAUGCGACAAUAGUGAGCGUGGACAUUUCGGGUAUGGACGAGGGCGGAGACUGUCCCACUGAAAAUCACCUGUUGCAGGAUAUUCACGACGAGAUCAGGCGUUCAUUCACCUUGGACUCAUUGGGCGUCUUGGGUAAGCCUCGUCAAAAUGCUGAUGACGUGCGCGCUGAAGCUAUGCUGGAGCAAAGCGCUGAACUUGUCGACGGCCGCUGGAACGUUGGUUUACCAUGGCAGGUAAGGGUAGGAAAACGUAAUGAACCUUCGGCAACACUCACUCCCUUGGGCUGGUGCGUGCAUGGCAGCAUUAAUGUACCAAGUGAGGUCCGCUCCUCUCCUCAGGUUACUCUUUUUAUUUCAGAGGGUGGAGACUGUCCCACUGAAAAUCACCUGUUGCAGGAUAUUCACGACGAGAUCAGGCGUUCAUUCACCUUGGACUCAUUGGGCGUCUUGGGUAAGCCUCGUCAAAAUGCGGAUGACGUGCGCGCUGAAGCAAUGCUGGAGCAGAGCGCUGAACUUAUCGACGGCCGCUGGAACGUUGGUUUACCAUGGCGUGACAGGAACUGUCAAACGCCAGACUCUUACCCUAAUGCAUUACGACGUCUAAAAGGUAUCGAGCGUAAGAUGACGAAAGAUACAGGGUUUUCAUCUAGGUACGCGGAGAGAAUUCAGCACUUAUUAGAAAACGAUUUCGCUGAGGAACUAAAGGAUGAUGCUGUCACACCUAGGACGUGGGUAUUGCCACAUUUUGGUGUUGAUAACCCAAAUAAGAAAAAAUUAAGACUAGUUUUUGAUGCUGCUGAUAAAGUUGAAGGAUUUAGUCUUAAUGACUUUUUGCUUACAGGGCCAGAUUUACUCUUGUCGUUAUUUGGUGUCAUGCUGCGGUUCCGAGAAAAUAAAAUUGCAGUGACUGGUGACAUCAAGGACAUGUUUCUAAGAGUGAAGAUCAAGCCUGAGGAUCAGCAAGCGUUUCGAUUUUUAUGGAGAAGUAACCCCAAGGAAUCCGUUAAAACGAUUUUUGUCGCCCUUCACUAUACAAGGAAGAAUUAUGCUGCAGGAUACUUGGAGGAUAAACGUCNUUUUGAUUUUAUUGAAAACUUGAAUUUCAGAAUCGUAUCCAUGGGUUACUGGUCGCUGACGUUGACGAUAAUAAUGUACUUCAGCGAAGCUUUCUACUACCACUCCACGGAUCUGAACUUUUACAUUGUAUUCCCGUGUAUACUAAACAUUAUAACCUUACUCGGAUUGAUAUACCUACCAAGUAAACUGAAGCUCUUCGGCCAAAUACCAGGCACCUCUGGCAUGGACAGAGAAGUGGACGAUGAAAACACACAAAUCCUCCGACAAAUGGGCAACUUCCGAAGAAGAAAACCUGGCAACACCGUCAAAAACAAGCACGUCUGAUUGUGGUGUUGCCAUAGUAGAGAAAUAUUGACUGUGAGUAACUAAUUUGGUAGAAUAGGUAUUUAUGACAAGUUUUGGCAGUAAAAAAUGAUUCUGUGCCACAAACACUGGUUAGUAUUGUGACACACUUAGUUUUACACACGAUUUUAAUGUACAGUCACUAUCAAAUAGUUCGUGACACCCAAAGUGGGCAAAAACUUGACAACAACCUUAUUCCAAUUGGAAUAAAGACGUUUUUAGCCACUUUGGGUACCACGAACCAUUUGACGAUGCCUGUAGUAACGAAACAAGCACUUGUAUUUAAUUAGUUUGCUGUCAAAUAAUCCAGCAUGGCAACACUAUCUAACUCUGUUUCUGUAUUCUCUAUCUGUCCCUGUCAGUCGUACCAGGAUCUCCCUAUGUGUGAGUGGGAUGGGUAGAUAAUUAAGAAACUUUGUUGGAGCAGUUUCGCAGUUGUCCUUUAUUUGUAACUUUGACAGUACUUUCACUUUUAGGUUUGUGGCAUUGUACAAUUUGGAACUUAAACCAAAGAUGAUAAAAGUCAAAACCCAUUGGGGCAUGUUAAUGUGCUAUCGAGCGUAUAGUCAGCGUCAAAUAGUUAAUGACACCCAAAGCAGCCAAUAAGUUCGCAACACGUCUUUGUUUCAAUUGGAAUAAGGUUGUGUUUUCAAUUUUUUGGCCACUUUCGGUGUCACGAAUUAUUUGACCCUGACUGUACUAUUAUUGCGAUCUCAUUUCAGACGCUCAAGACAAUUUAUUGUGUUAAUUUUAAGCAAAAGUGAUCUGAGACUUAAAUUUUAGGUAAAGUACUUAAAAAAGUAAUUGCUUAAGUAGGUUUUUCUUACUAACUCCCUGAAGGUCUCCAAUUUAAUCUAUAGGUCUAAUGAGCUACCGUAUUUACGAUAGCUAGGUGGCACCACUGGUGAGAGGCAGGAACUAACUCAACAGUGGCGCCAAUUGGUGAAUUAGAUUUUUCUACUAUUCUACCAUUUUCAUUGAAGUUAAAAACAAUAUGGCAAGAUGCAUUUGAAGAUGCCGAAAAUGUUCGGUUUUUUAUUCAACAAAAUUUCAAAUUCUGAUUUUGUGGUGUACUUACUUCGUCAUACGCGUAUGGCAACACUUUAGUUCUUCUUUAUCACAUAAAGCGCCAUCUAGUACUGAGUAAAGGUACUAAUUUUGAGACCUGUAGGCCGCUUGUAAACAUCCGUUUUUUGACCGGACAACGGCCCGAUUUUUUCACCGGAUUUAGCAGUGGCGUAUGGUUUAUAAUGAACGUGUGCACAUGCAUCGGACAUG